Messenger RNA from Coffea arabica (coffee), 1890 nucleotides. The record is from RefSeq and is a predicted model, not a curated record. Lineage: Eukaryota; Viridiplantae; Streptophyta; Magnoliopsida; Gentianales; Rubiaceae.
AUGGCAAUGAUUGCCAGCAACUUUGCUAAGCAAGCUGGCCAAGUUUCCUCUUUUCCACUACCGGGUUCAAUUGUUGGAGCAGCUAUUGCAGCUUCCUUGAGUGUUCCAGCAGAAACAGUUCGCAGUGUCACAUUUUCACUGGUAUGGGACUGUCCUGAAGUGAACUUCUUAGGUGGAAGGACUUACCACAGGCGGUAUACAAAAUAUUAUGGAGCUUCUGGAAAUGCAGCAUCUGCAAUUGCACGUGAUGCUAUUAUUGAGCAUGAAAAUUGGGAGUCGCAAAUAGAAGCUUGGCAAAGGCCCAUUCUUGAAGACGAAAUCCUUCCUGAAUGGUAUCGUAUCACUCUUUUCAAUGAACUCUAUUACCUUAAUACAGGAGGAUCAAUUUGGACAGAUGGAUUACCAGCUGUGCAUAGUUUAUCUGCCACACAGGACAAAAGGUUUUCACUCGGUAGAUCAUUUUCAGCUCUCAAAAACACCAUCAGUCAUUCCAAUCAAAGUGACACUGCUACAAACAUCCUAGCAAGAAUGUGUUCAACAUUUGAGGAGAUUCAUUCUCCUAUGUCGUUGAAUUCUGCCUCUGGAAAAAAUCUGCUUCAAAGCGGGGAGGAAAACGUUGGGUUCCUCUAUCUUGAAGGAAUUGAGUAUCACAUGUGUAAUGCCUAUGAUGUUCACUUUUAUGCGUCAUUUCCCUUACUUAUGCUCUUCCCAAAACUUGAACUUAGCAUCCAAAGAGACUUUGCUGCUGCAGUUUUGAUGCAUGACCCCAGUGAUAAGAGACUUUUGCAUGAUGGAAGCUUGGUUUCAAGAAAAGUUCUUGGUGCUGUUCCUCAUGAUAUUGGAAUGAAUGAUCCAUGGUUUGAAGUAAAUGUCUUCAGCCUUCACAACACUGAUAGGUGGAAAGAUUUGAACCCAAAGUUUGUUCUGCGAGUUUAUAGGGAUGUGGUCGCAACUUGUGAUGAAAAAUUUGCCGAAGCUGUUUGGCGGUGCUAUGUUGCAAUGGCUUAUAUGGAUCAAUUUGACAAGGAUGGGGAUGGGAUGAUUGAAAAUGAAGGGUUUCCUGAUCAGACAUAUGAUACAUGGUCUAUGUCUGGAGUGAGUGCAUACUGUGGUGGGCUAUGGGUUGCUGCCCUGCAAGCUGCUUCAGCACUGGCUGGUGAAGUUGGUGACAAGGGUUCUGAGGACUACUUUUGGUUCAAAUUUCAGAAGGCAAAGAGAGUGUAUGGAAAAUUAUGGAAUGGAUCGUACUUUGACUAUGACAAUAGUGGUUGCAGUGCCGGUUCUUCAAUUCAAGCGGAUCAGUUGGCUGGACAGUGGUAUGCUCGUGCUUGUGGUCUAUUACCCAUAGUUGAUGAAGAGAAAGCAAAAAUUGCCCUAGAGACCAUUUACAAUUUCAAUGUCUUAAGGGUAAAAGAUGGAAGGAUUGGAGCUCUUAACGGGAUGCUGCCUAGUGGAGAACCAGACGUGUCUCACCACCAAUCAAGGGAAAUAUGGAGUGGAGUUACAUAUGCUGUUGCUGCAGCCAUGAUGCAGGAAGAUCUAAUCGAGAUGGCAUUUAAAACAGCAGGUGGAGUCCAUGAAGUUGCUUGGGCAAAAGAAGGUUUUGGCUUCUCUUUUCAAACACCAGAGGCUUGGAGCAUAGAUGGCAAGUACAGAUCCCUGGGUUACAUGCGGCCUCUGGCAAUAUGGGCAAUGCAAUGGGCAUUGGAGCAGCCAAGACUUCCCAAAAAGGAGAUGAAGCUAGAGGUUACGGAAGCUAGCUUGUUAAAGGAGCAUGAUGGUUUUUCACGAGUUGCACAUGUUCUCAAGUUAGCGGAAGAGCAGGAUAAUAGAAGUCUUUUACAGAUCAUUUUCGAUUAUGUAUGUAAAAGAAUGUUAGCAAAACUAUAA